Plasmodium relictum is the source of this 1621-nucleotide messenger RNA. Its product is annotated as conserved Plasmodium protein, unknown function. The record is from RefSeq and is a predicted model, not a curated record. The transcript has a single exon. The annotation marks the transcript as partial. NCBI's taxonomy places the organism in Eukaryota, Apicomplexa, Aconoidasida, Haemosporida, Plasmodiidae.
AUGGUUGAAACAAAUAUAUCCAAAUUUUAUGAUAAACAUAAUAGUAUUGAAGAAGAUGAAUACAAUAUGAGUCCAUUAAAUGCAUAUAAUAUAAAAACACUAAAAAAAAAGGAUGAUGUGAAUAAUUAUUGUGAAUUAAAUGGUACAAAUACAAACUUAAUUAAAUGUAACUUAUUUGAUGAUAAAUUAAAACUGAGAAAUUCCAAAAUAAAUGGAAGUUAUUUAAAAUUUCAAGAAAUAAACAAAUAUAAUACUGAUAAUGUAGAUGAGUAUAAGAAAAAAUUUGAAAACUUCAGAAACAAAGUUGAAAAAGCUGAUUAUGAUUUUUACGUUGUAAAAUCAGAUGCUUCAGAGAGCAGUAAAACUGAAAAAAAAUUAAGCAGUCAUUAUUAUUUGAAAUGCAACAAAGAAAAUUUAUAUACAUCUUCAAAAAAAAAUAAUGAUAUUGACAGUAAUAACUCAAGUAAUAAAAAUAUUAAUACAUAUACUUUUUUAAAUAAAAAUAAAUAUAUAAAUUCAUGUAAUAAAUUUUGUAACAAAAACUUCGAUUGCAAAAAUGUAGAUAAUAAAGAUAAUUUAAAUAACAACAUUAACACAAAUCAUAAUAGGAAUAUACAAAAAAAUUGUGAUAAUAGGAACAAUGAUAAUAACAAUUAUAAUAAUGAUAUAAAUAAUUAUAGUGGAACUUUAAAUAAUAGUAAUUAUUAUUAUAUAAAUAGUUUUAAUGAUACAUUGAAUCUUUGUAAAAAUAGAGAAAAUGUUAAGGAUAAUAAAUACAACAAUAAUUAUGAACAAUGCAAUGGCAAAAGAAUAACACAUUUAAUUGAAAAAAGUAAAGAACGUAAUAAAAAUAUAAAAAUUUUACAAAAUGACAUUCCUUUAGUUGAAAAUUUAAAUUCAUUGAGUGAUUUUAUCGUAAAUGAAAAAAAUUGUAUGAAAAAAAAAGUUAACAUGAAUAAUGAUAAAAUUAUGAUUUAUAAAAAAAAUUGGGAUAAUUACAAUGAUGAAAUAAAUGGUACAACGAAAUAUAAUACAAAAAUUCUUAAUAAUAAUUAUAACAGUUGUAAUAAAAUAAAUUAUAAUAUGAAUAAUGGUUUAUAUUAUACAGAAUUAUGUAAAAAAAACAAUAACGAUUCACAUAAUGAGAGUGUGAACAAUAACGGAGAUAUAAAUAUAAAUUAUAAUUGCUAUAAUAAUGAAAUUUUCAAACAUAAAGUUAUCUUUGACAAUAAUAAAAAAGAAGAUUGUAAUAAUAGCAAAAUAAAAUUAAACAAAAAUGACUAUAGCAAUAAGAAUAUUAAAAAGUUCAAAUGCCAUUCUAAAUCAGUUAAUUCCUAUGAAUUUUCAUCAGGAAAUGAUUCUGAAAAAAAAGAAAAAUACAACUACAGUAAUAAUGAUAACAACAAUAGUUAUAGAAGCAAAAAUAAUGUUAAUAAUAAUAAUGACUAUAGUAAUAUUAAUUAUAAAAACUAUAUGAAUGGAUAUAUUAAUAAUAAUGACCAUAAUAAUAAUAGUGACCAUAAUAAUAAUGAUAAUAAUAAUGAAAAUAAUGAUAAUAAUAAUAAUAAUGAAAAUAAUGAUAAUAAUAAUAAUAAUGAAAAUAAUGAUAAUAAUAAUAAUA